Molecule: messenger RNA, 1233 nt
Organism: Jaculus jaculus (lesser Egyptian jerboa)
Lineage: Eukaryota; Metazoa; Chordata; Mammalia; Rodentia; Dipodidae
Gene: Stoml2
Product: stomatin like 2
Exons: 10
Coding region: 30-1091 (353 amino acids)
Cellular component (GO): membrane
Source: RefSeq, a predicted model, not a curated record
GGUUCCGGAGGUCGCGGCGGCUGUGGGCCAUGCUGGCGCGCGCGUCGCGGGCCACUGGAGCCCUUUUGCUGAGGGGCUCUGUGCAGGGUCCUGGCCGCGCUCCGCGCCGCGCCUCCUCCGGAUUGCCCAGAAACACCGUGGUACUGUUUGUGCCCCAGCAGGAGGCCUGGGUGGUGGAGCGAAUGGGCAGAUUCCACCGGAUCCUGGAACCUGGCUUGAACGUCCUCAUCCCUGUGUUAGACCGGAUUCGAUACGUGCAGAGUCUGAAGGAAAUUGUCAUCAAUGUGCCUGAGCAGUCGGCUGUGACUCUUGACAAUGUAACUCUACAAAUAGAUGGAGUCCUUUACCUGCGUAUUAUGGAUCCUUAUAAGGCAAGUUAUGGUGUGGAGGACCCUGAAUAUGCUGUCACUCAGCUGGCUCAGACAACUAUGAGAUCUGAGCUUGGGAAACUUUCUCUAGACAAAGUCUUCCGGGAGCGGGAAUCCCUGAAUGCCAACAUUGUAGAUGCCAUCAACCAGGCUGCUGACUGCUGGGGCAUCCGCUGCCUUCGUUAUGAGAUCAAGGAUAUCCAUGUACCUCCCCGAGUGAAAGAAUCCAUGCAGAUGCAGGUAGAGGCAGAGCGGCGGAAACGGGCCACCGUUCUAGAAUCUGAAGGGACCCGUGAGUCAGCCAUCAAUGUGGCAGAGGGGAAGAAACAGGCCCAGAUCCUGGCUUCUGAAGCAGAAAAGGCUGAGCAGAUCAAUCAGGCAGCAGGAGAGGCCAGUGCAGUUCUAGCUAAGGCGAAGGCCAAGGCUGAAGCUAUUCGAAUCUUGGCUGCAGCCCUGACUCAACAUAAUGGAGAUGCAGCAGCUUCACUGACUGUGGCUGAGCAGUAUGUCAGUGCCUUCUCCAAACUGGCCAAGGACUCCAACACGAUCUUGCUGCCUUCCAAUCCUGGUGAUGUCACCAGUAUGGUGGCCCAGGCUAUGGGUGUAUAUGGGGCCCUCACCAAAGCCCCAGUGACAGGAGCCCAGAAUCCCAGCGAGAGCAACAGAGAAGUUCAGGGCACGGAUGCAAGUCUUGAGGAACUGGAUCGAGUUAAGCUGAGUUAAUGGAGACAGCUUGUCCAGGUAGUCUGGGGACAAGGAACAACAUUCAGAUUCUGAUUUUAGCCCCUCUGCCAAGAUUUUGGUUUUUAUUUUUUUAUUUGCACUUAUUAAUCAUGUAAUAAACCCACUAGUGGCUAAUUAAAAA